This is a messenger RNA of Bursaphelenchus xylophilus (pine wood nematode), 1454 nucleotides long. The record is from the annotation of a GenBank genome assembly. Lineage: Eukaryota; Metazoa; Nematoda; Chromadorea; Rhabditida; Aphelenchoididae.
AUGAAUCCAAUACUCUUCCUUUUCCUUGCCACUACUGUCUACGCUCUUCCAACAAUCGAAACGCGGACAGAACACAGAAUUUUCGCCACCAAGUUGAGCCCAAAAUCGCUCAUUGACGAAAUCAACGAGGAUGCCACGUCGACCUUCAAGGCUACGCUUCACAAACAGUUUGCCGACGCCUCGUUGGACGAGGUCCGAAGGCUUCUGGGUGUCAAAGAAGAUCAUGACACUGUGGUUGCCAAAGAACUUGGACGUUCACUCAAACAAGCGCCCGUUUUUCUUGCCGACCCACUUAAAUUGCCCACCGAAUUCGACUCCAGAACGCGUUGGCCGCAAUGCAAAGAGCUGAUGGAUGAAAUCAGAGAUCAAUCGUGGUGUGGUAGUUGUUGGGCGGUUUCUUCGGCUAGCGUCUUGUCCGAUCGUCUCUGCAUUGCCAGCAAUGGAACGCUUCAGGUGCCAAUCUCGGCUGCUGAUCUUCUGGAGUGCUGUGACUAUUGUGGAAGCGGGUAAGACUGUUAUUAUAAAGGAGCAACCCUCUAUCGCUCCAUAAUACCUCUACCGUUGCAUGUCUUAUAAUUUUUUUUCAGCUGUGUUGGUGGCUACCCAUACCGCGCUUUCCACUACGUCGAGCAGCUUGGUGUUGUGUCGGGAGGCAACUUCUCGUCGCAAGCCGGCUGCAAUCCUUAUCCAUUCCCUCCAUGCCAUGCCGCGGAUCAUGACAAAUAUCCUCAGUGUUCCAAGAGGAAUUUCGCUACUCCAAAGUGCCUGAAAAAGUGUCAAGACGGCUACAAGCAGCAUGACUACAAAACUGACAAGUAUUACGGUAGGAUUUUUAAUUGAACGCUUGUAGAUAAUAAUGCUGUGAUAUCUGACAAAUUUCUUUUAGCCUCGUUGUCGUACAGUUACGUCCGUGACGGCUUCGGAAUCAUGAAAGAGAUCUAUGAGCGCGGACCAGUCGUGAUUGCGGCCUUGGAAGUUUAUGAAGACUUUUUGUACUACAAAUCGGGAGUUUAUCAGGUAAUCAAGCUAAUAUCUACUGGAUCAGUCUGUCGGGAAAAUAAUGAGCACUCUAUGGCCUGAAAAAUUGCAUCACCACCGAAAAAAUGAGUUGUUUUUCAAUUCAUUGACGCGAUUGGCGCAGCAACAAAUACUCAUUAUUUUCCCGACAGACAGACAUGACGAUACACUUACAGUGUUCUGUUAACAUUAGCUUGUACGCUGCUAAUACUAUAUAAAAUUUUCAGCACAAAAGAGGAGGGUAUCUUGGUCUGCACGCGGUCCGAGUAAUCGGCUGGGGAGUUGAAGACGGAACCCCGUAUUGGACGGUCGCCAACAGCUGGGGAUCUCAAUGGGGAGAGAAUGGCUUCUUCAAGAUCCGGCGAGGAUACAAUGAGGCAAAUGUUGAAGGGUCUGUCAACGCCGUCGUUGUUGUUCCAAAGUCUCCAGCGAACUGA